GGUCCGCCGACACUUGUGGCUCGGCCGCUCUAGCUCUCCGCGGAGUCGCGGCGGCUCGCCGAGGCCCAACCCGUUGCCCAGGCAACAAGGCUCCCGGCAGCCCCCGCGGCCCGGAGUCCAUCCCGCCUCCUCCGGGCUGGCGGGGCUGACGAGUCCUGAGGGGCUGCCGCGGGAGGUGAGUCCGCGAGCGCGCUGGCGGGUCCCUGGUGUCUCCGACGUCCCCGACUGCGGCCCCGCGCCUUUCGUGCUCCCGGCAGAGCCGCCCUUCCCUGGCUCAGCCCGUCGGAGUCUCCACAGCCGCGUCGCCGACGCACUGGCAGCCACCACACGCGGCGCCGCUGUCACAGCCCGCGUCCGAGCGAGCGGGGCGCCGGGCGUCGCAGCGUUCACAUACCGCCCGGGGCCGCCGCGGCGCCCCAGCUCCCCUCGCUCCUCCCCUGCGGCCCCACCCUACAUCCCUCUUGCCGCGGGCUCCGGGCUGCAGAGCCCGGCGAUUGACGUUUCGUUCCGUUCUGUCCCCCGACCCGCAGCAGGAACCCUUACGUUCGCCUACCAGCGCCAAGCAGCUGGCUUGGGCACCCACUAGGAGUUCACAGGUUUCCCUAGAUGAUGAAUAAACAGUCCUUCUGCCUGAAGAACAUCUGUGGAAACCUUGACCAUGGCAUCGAUAUCAGAACCUGUAACAUUCCGAGAAUUCUGCCCUUUGUACUAUCUCCUCAAUGCCAUUCCCACAAAGAUCCAGAGGGGCUUUCGCUCUAUUCUGGUCUACCUCACAGCCCUGGAUGCUAACGGAGACUACAUUGCAGUGGGCAGCAGCAUUGGCAUGCUCUACCUGUACUGCCGGCACCUCAACCAGAUGAAGAAGUACAACUUUGAAGGGAAGACAGAGUCUAUCACUGUGGUGAAGCUGCUGAGCUGCUUUGAUGACCUUGUGGCAGCAGGCACCGCCUCUGGCAAGGUUGCAGUUUUCCAGCUUGUGUCUUCACUGCCGGGGAGGAACAAGCAGCUUCGGAGAUUUGAUGUCACUGGUGUUCAUAAAACCAGCAUUACAGCUCUGGCUUGGAGCCCCAAUGGGAUGAAGUUGUUCUCUGGAGAUGACAAGGGGAAGAUCGUCUACUCCUCUCUAGAUCUAGAUCAGGGUACCUGCAGCUCACACCUUGUGUUGGAAGAGCCGUCUUCCAUUGUGCAGCUGGAUUACAGCCAGAAAGUGCUGCUCGUGUCGACCCUGCAGAGAAGCCUGCUCCUUUACACAGAGGAACGGGCUGUCAAGCAGAUUGGGUCUCAGCCAAGGAAAAGUACUGGGAAAUUUGGUGCUUGUUUUAUACCAGGACUGUGUAAGCAAAGUGACCUCACUCUGUACGCAGCCCGGCCUGGGCUAAGGCUGUGGAAGGCCGAUGUCCAUGGGACGGUUCAAGCCACAUUUAUCCUCAAGGAUGUCUUUGCUGGAGGAGUCACACCUUUUGAACUCUAUCCUCGCCUGGAGCCUGAUGGGGGAGGCUGCAGCUCACCUGAGAAACACCUGGGGCUCGUUUCAUGCUUCUUUCGAGAAGGCUGGGUGCUGAGCUGGAAUGAGUACAGUAUCUAUCUUCUGGAUACCAUCAACCAGGCCACUGUUGCUGGUUUGGAAGGAUUGGGUGAUAUUGUGUCUGUUUCCUGCACAGAAAAUGAAAUAUUUUUCCUAAAGGGAGAUAGGAACAUUAUAAGGAUUUCAAGCAGGCCUGAAGGACUUGGAUCCAUAGUGAGAGAUGGUCUGGAGACAAGAUGUUCAGAGCAGGUCCGUGGGCAGCAUGUGGAGAAGUCACUGGGGGCCACUGUUUGUGAGACAAGACUUCGAGGCUCUUCUGUGGCCAGUUCUGUGGCCAGUGAGCAACGGAGCAGGAGCAGUUCACUCAACUCCACGGACAGUGGCUCUGGGCUGCUGUUGCCCGGACUUCAGGCUGCCCCUGAGCUGGACCAGGGUGGCCAGCCAUCCUCACAGAGAUUCAGUAUUAUCAGUUCUGAAGACUUUGACCAGGAGCUUAUUGUGAAACCCAUCAAAGUGAAGAAGAGGAGGAGGAAGAGAAAGACAGAAGGCGGAAUCAAGAGCACCUGCCACAGUUCCCUCGAGUCAACUCCCUGCUCCGAGUUCCCUGGUGACAGCCCCCAAUCCGUGAACACAGACCUCUUGUCCAUGACCUCAAGUGCUCUGGGCAGUAGUGUGGAUCAGUUGAGCACAGGGUCUCCAGACCAGGAGAGCAACCCCAGUGCUGAGGUGAAUGGGAUCCUGCAAGAAGACAAUGGCUCUGAAACAUUCAGUGUCCUAGGGAUUCCUGAAUCUGCCCUUGACCCAGUGGAUGGAGAAAAUGGCACUAGAAAGGCACCUUCCCAGUGUGACCACACAAAGGACAUGGACCUGCUCCAUGGAGUGUUGAAUUCACCUUUGCGGCCAGGGGAGAAUAUGGGAAGUAGUGACAUCAUCUCAGGCCUUGAAGAGGAGCCUGCCCCUGCUGCUGAUGCAGCAGGACGUACACAGUUAUGUCUGAGAAAACAGGAUAGCUCUGCUGAGGCAUGGGAAGUGAACACCAUGGAGUUCAGUGAUCCCCAGAGCACUUUUCCUGAAGCCCCUCUUCUGGACUCACUUAUGGCACCUUCCAGACUCAGCUGGCCCCCAGGUGCUGAGCAGUGGCUGCCUGGGAUUGGAGUUUAUGAAGUCCACACUGAAGAGACCAGCCCAGAGCCAGAUAUUCUGACCAAUGUGGAGGUUCCUAGCCACCCGAGCUCAAACCCUUGGCAUGUAGUCACCGAUAAUGACACAGGUCAGAAAGAAAUACCCACUGCUGAAUGUGCUAUAGGAAAUGUGGAAGGACAGGUGACUCCUCUUACUUCUGCCUUGGUGACCAGCACCCAUGAGCAUUGGCUGGACCAACCUUUCCAGGAUCAGGCAGUGACAUCCAGUGAUGAGGAAGACAUUUAUGCCCAUGGGCUCCCAUCUUCAUCCUCAGAGACGAGUGUGGCAGAGCUUGGAGCUGGUCGCUCUCUGCAGGACCUGAGCCUGCUGGGGACUGAUGACGCCACACUGCUCAAGACAGAUCAGUUUGCAGAGAGCUGGAUGGGCUACUCCGGUCCUGGCUAUGGCAUCCUCAGCUUGGCGGUCUCGGAAAAGUUUAUCUGGUGCCUGGACUACAAAGGUGGCCUGUUCUGCAGUGCCCUGCCUGGUGCUGGGCUGCGCUGGCAGAGGUUUGAAGAUGCUGUCCAGCAGGUGGCAGUCUCCCCCUCAGGGGCUCUUCUCUGGAAGAUUGAGCAGAAAUCUAACCGUGCUUUUGCUUGUGGCAAAGUUACCAUCAAGGGAAAGCGGCACUGGUAUGAGGCUCUGCCCCAGGCUAUAUUUGUGGCCCUGAGUGAUGACACAGCCUGGAUCAUCAGGACCAAUGGAGAUCUGUACCUUCAGACAGGUCUCAGUGUGGAUCGGCCCUGUGCCCGAGCGAUGAAGGUCGACUGUCCUUACCCACUGUCCCAGAUCACUGCCCGGAACAGUGUGGUUUGGGCACUGACAGAGCAGAGGGCCCUCCUGUACCGGGAGGGCGUGAGCAGCUUCUGUCCUGAAGGGGAACAGUGGAAGUGUGAUAUUGUCAGUGAAAGGCAAACUCUGGAGCCUGUUUGCAUAACUCUCGGAGAUCAGCACACGCUCUGGGCCCUGGACAUUCAUGGGAAGCUGUGGUUCAGAACUGGCGUGAUUCCCAAGAAGCCCCAAGGAGAUGAUGACCAUUGGUGGCAGGUGAGCAUCACGGACUAUGUGGUGUUCGACCAGUGCAGCUUGUUCCAGACCAUCAUGCAUGCCACACACUCAGUAGCGACAGCAGCUCAAGCCCCUGUGGAAAAGGUAGCAGAUAAACUGCGCAUGGCAUUUUGGUCUCAGCAGCUUCAGUGCCAGCCCAGCCUACUAGGGGUUAACAACAGUGGCGUCUGGAUCUCCUCAGGCAAGAAUGAAUUCCAUGUUGCUAAAGGAAGUCUCAUAGGAACUUACUGGAAUAACAUUGUUCCCCGAGGAACAGCUUCAGCUACAAAAUGGGCCUUUGUGUUGGCUUCUCCUGCCGCUACCCAAGACGGAAGCUCCUUGUGGCUGUGCCAGAGCAGCAAGGACCUGUGCAGCAUCAGUGCCCAGAGUGUGCAGUGCCGCCCCUCCACAGUGCAGUUGCCCCCCGACACCGAGAUGAAGACCUAUGCUGCCUGCCAGGAUGCACUGUGGGCCUUGGACAACCUCGGGCAGGUGUUCAUCAGGACGCUUUCUCAGAGCUGCCCCACAGGCAUGCACUGGACGAAACUGGACCUUUCCCAGCUAGGAAAUGUAAGACUGACCAGCUUAGCAUGUGGAAAUCAGCAUAUCUGGGCCUGUGACUCCAAGGGUGGAAUUUACUUCCGUGUUGGAACCCAGCCUCUGAAUCCCAGCCUGAUGCUUCCAGCCUGGAUCAUGAUUGAGCCCCCUGUCCAGCCUGCCGGGGUCACCUUGGUCAGCGUCCAUUCUAGCCCCAAUGACCAGAUGCUGUGGGCCCUGGACAGCAGAUGGAAUGUGCACGUGCGGACUGGGAUCACUGAGGAGAUGCCUGUGGGGACAGACUGGGAGCAUGUGCCAGGGUUACAGGCCUGCCAGUUGGCACUGAGCACCAGGACAGUGUGGGCCCGAUGUCCAAAUGGUGACCUUGCCCGCCGAUAUGGCGUCACAGACAAGAACCCUGCUGGAGACUACUGGAAGAAAAUUCCCGGAAGUGUGUCAUGUUUCACAGUGACCUCAUCAGACGAGCUGUGGGCAGUGGGCUCCCCUGGCUAUCUUCUCCAGCGACUGACAAAGACGUUCAGCCAUUCACACAAUACCCCAAAGAACAGCCAGGCAGCCACCUUCCACCCUGAGGACCUGGAGGAUGAGUGGGAGGUCAUCUGAAGGAGCCCCAGGCAGCCAGUCAGGAAGGAAACUGAGGCUCUGUGAUGGAUGCUGAUGUUUCCUAGUGGCUUACUUACGGACGUGCCUCAUCCACCAGGCUGGAUACCCCACACUUGCUUUCCUCUGUAUUUGUUUCCAUCUCAUUCCAGAACUCACAGCCUCAGCCGUGUGCCCGGAGCUGUCACUGUAGCAGCAGCACCUUUGACAUCUUUCCAAGGUCACCUCCAAAUGGUAGCAGUGGCUGCUGCUGCUCAGUUGCAUGCACUUGUUACCUGUGCACCACAGUAAAUUCUCUGCAGCAACUACAGAUCCUGGUGUGGGGGCCAACAGGGACACCACCAUAGGCAGAUGAGUCAAAGCCAGGUAGAGUCAGGCAGGUGUCCAUCCAUACCAGAACCCCAGGCUAAACAGGCCUGCAGGUCAGAGCUCACAGCCAUCAGAUGUGUUUGGUGAUGGUAUUGACUUCUUCAUAGAGUCCCUCACAUCUCUCUGGGAGGUACAGGCCACAGUGUACGUCCCACACUAGACAUUCCAGGUGGGAAAGUACCAUCCAGGAUGGAGGCUGGAUUGUGCAGGGAAUACACAUCCUUGCCUCAUCAUGUUGUCCACACUCAGGGUAGCUACCCACGUCAGCAAACACAACAGCCAAUUGGUCAGACAGAGCACAGAGGUGCCCAAAUGGUCCAUUUAGUCCAGCACAGGGUGCUGGUCAGACACAGUGGGGGAAGAGGCUGAACUAGUCUAGAGACAUCUUUGGAAAGACAUUUGACUAGUGUGCUGGUGGGCACCCUAAAGCCAGGCACUUCCUCAGAUGAUGAAUCUAGUCAAUUGCCUUUUCAUUUGUUGUGUUACAAACCUGAAUAAGAUACCUCAUUUUAGAUGAAAUCUCACAAAUGUAGAAGAUAAAUGUAUCUUUUGAAAACAGUGAAGGUCUUCUGUUCCUUCAGGAGGUUUAUCCUAAGCCCACCUUAUCUUAGAGCUUUGCAGGGGUGGUAUCCCUUAUCAUGUCUUCAGUGGACAUAGCAUGAACUCCCCAGCAGCUGGAAAGAGUGCCUCCUGCUCACAGCUGCCAUCACCAUGUCGGGACAGCAGCACUCUUUACACAGGCUUCAGGGCAGGCUGCCCACAGUGUGUCCUUCCCUGAGCCUGCUGCCCCCACCUAGGAGGUCCCUGUCACUGCUCCACACUGGCUCCUUUUUUUAAUCCACCUGGUCCAGGCAGUUACUUGAUGUCUGUUUUCUACUAAGCAUGUGUCAGGACCCUCAGGCCCAGGUGAAAGAAAGGCCCCAGCAAUCAUGAAGCAGAGGCUUCCAGGUCUCAGCAAUAAUGAGCUGCUGAGACUUGACUGCACUUCAUUUUAUACACUCCUUUUUGUAAAAGUUCAAUGGCAGCCCCAGCUGGGCUGCACCCCUUCUGUGGAUGGUGUGCCUUGCCCAGCUCCUCACAAUGGCAGCACGCCCCUGAGCCCACAGGGACGAUAGUGCAAUUAAACCCAAGUUAAGCAGACACCUCAAAACUAUUUUGAGCUUCAGUGCUUUAUAUGAUUUUCUUUUUGGUUUUAUAUUUUAGUUGUACUUUGAGAUCAUGCAAAAUGUUAGACUUUUUCCAAACGUUGAGUCUGAUGACUGAGCUGAGAGGCCUGCAGGGGACCAUCUCCUUCUGGCCUGCAGAAAGCCCACCAGCCCAGCCACACUGCAGCAGAGCACCAUUGCCUGGUCUUGGGCCAGCUUCCCAGGGUGGUAUAGUGGGCAGUGGCUACUCCACAGAUGGACACACCCUCUGACAGCCCUGGAGAGGAUGCCCCAAAGAAGGCAGAAUGAAGGGCUGUCCCAAGACAAUAGUCUUUCGUUGGUUUGAGACAGUCUUAUGUAGACCAGGCUGGCCUCUAAUUCACCAUGUAGCUAGCCAAGGUUGGCUUUUUCUGAUCCUUCUUUCAAGUUCUAGGAUUACAGGUGUGCACCACCAUGUCCUGCUAAGAUGUCUAUGAGUACAGCUCACUUUCGGAAUCCUCACUGGGAUGUUUCUCUUAGAGGAAUUCUUAAAAUCAUGACAGUACCCACAUAUACCCCCAGACUACUGCUCAGGUCUCCUGGCUUCAUGUGCCCUUUCUAGAACCCAGGAAGGAGAAUAUUGUUAGUCAAUGAGCCUAGCUUGGCGAAUCUGCUGACCUGUGCUGAUGCCACAAACUCCUGGAGUGGCCCCAGUAAGGGCCAGCACAAUCCAGACCAUGGCUGGGCCUUCCCCCAAGCAGCCAAGCAGCAUCCUAGGGUAUCAUACACAGCAUUCCAUAGGCAUUGCCAUGGGAGGAAACAACUAUACAGCUGCUGUGCCUACUGUUUCCAGUUAACAAGGAAAACCUGCCUUUGCCUCCCGGGGGGGUGGGGGGGGGUGGGGUAAGUGCUUUGUAAACCCAGAUAAUGGGACAGCCACAGAAAACUCAUGUGGAGAUUUUUACUAUUCAGAAUGUAGAGCCUGUAAGUCAGAAAUCCAUGUGGGCCUGGAGAUGUGGCUUAGUGGUAACAGACCUAGCAUGUACACCGCACCACAGACCGAAAACCCUACCUGGGCCCAGAGCAUGCCUGCAAUCCCAGCACUCAGGAAGCUGAGGCAGGAUUGCCACAAGU
Messenger RNA from Onychomys torridus (southern grasshopper mouse), 7539 nucleotides. RefSeq names its product tectonin beta-propeller repeat containing 2 (gene Tecpr2). The transcript has 20 exons. Bases 659 to 4915 code for a protein of 1418 amino acids. Gene Ontology annotation, molecular function: protein binding. The record is from RefSeq and is a predicted model, not a curated record. NCBI's taxonomy places the organism in Eukaryota, Metazoa, Chordata, Mammalia, Rodentia, Cricetidae.